This is a messenger RNA of Nicotiana tabacum (common tobacco), 1599 nucleotides long. The record is from RefSeq and is a predicted model, not a curated record. NCBI's taxonomy places the organism in Eukaryota, Viridiplantae, Streptophyta, Magnoliopsida, Solanales, Solanaceae.
UUUGUGCGUAUAUUAGUCAUUCACUCUCUUCUCAGACUCCCCACACACACGUCCUUCUCUCAUUCAUCUUCCCCUACCUUCGGAUUGACGAAAAUGGUGAUGUUCAAGAUCAUUCGCGUCGAGACUACGCCGUUCGAAGGCCAGAAGCCUGGUACUUCCGGUCUCCGUAAGAAGGUGAAGGUGUUCAUACAACCUCAUUACUUGCAAAAUUUUGUUCAGGCAACAUUCAAUGCCCUUGGAGCUGACAGAGUUAAAGGUGCUACGCUUGUGGUUUCUGGUGAUGGCCGCUACUAUUCAAAGGAUGCCAUCCAGAUCAUUACAAAAAUGGCAGCAGCAAAUGGAGUUAGACGUGUUUGGAUUGGUCAAAAUGGACUUUUGUCCACCCCUGCCGUAUCAGCUGUUGUUCGUGAGAGAGUCGGGGCUGAUGGUUCUAAAGCUACUGGGGCAUUUAUAUUGACCGCAAGUCACAACCCAGGUGGCCCUCAUGAGGAUUUUGGAAUUAAGUACAACAUGGAAAAUGGUGGACCUGCACCAGAAGGUAUAACAAACAAGAUCUAUGAGAACACCACAACAUUAAAGGACUACUUGAUUGCCGAGGGCCUGCCUGAUGUGGACAUAUCUACAACAGGUGUCUCGAGCUUUGAGGGUCCAGAGGGCAAAUUUGAUGUUGAUGUUUUUGAUUCAACUAGCGACUAUCUAAAAUUGUUGAAGUCAAUAUUUGACUUCCCAUCUAUCCAGAAGUUGCUCUCUUCUCCAAAUUUUAGUUUCUGCUAUGAUGCACUUCAUGGUGUUGCUGGAGUACAUGCAAAACGUAUCUUUGUGGCGGAGCUUGGUGCAAAUGAAAGCUCUCUAGUAAAUUGUGUUCCUAAGGAGGAUUUUGGUGGAGGGCAUCCCGAUCCCAAUCUGACAUACGCAAAGGAGUUAGUUGCACGUAUGGGAUUGUCUACAACGCAUUCCGAACCCAAUCCACCAGAAUUUGGGGCAGCUGCUGAUGGAGAUGGGGAUCGUAACAUGAUCCUGGGGAAAAGAUUCUUUGUGACUCCUUCUGAUUCUGUUGCUAUCAUUGCUGCCAACGCUGUACAAGCUAUUCCUUAUUUUUCUGGAGGAUUGAAAGGAGUUGCCAGGAGUAUGCCCACAUCUGCUGCUCUUGAUGUUGUUGCUAAACAUCUGAACUUGAAAUUUUUUGAGGUACCCACUGGUUGGAAAUUUUUUGGUAACUUGAUGGAUGCUGGAAUGUGUUCAAUUUGUGGAGAAGAAAGUUUUGGAACUGGCUCAGACCAUAUUCGAGAGAAAGAUGGAAUAUGGGCUGUUUUGGCUUGGUUAUCUAUCCUUGCCUAUAAAAAUAAGGACAACCUUGGGGGAGGUAACCUUGUGACUGUUGAAGAUAUCGUUCGCCAACAUUGGGCAACCUAUGGACGUCACUAUUACACUCGAUAUGACUACGAGAAUGUUGAUGUUGGUGCUGCAAAAGAGCUUAUGGCUCAUUUAGUGAAGCUGCAAUCUUCCCUGGAUGAAGUUAACAAGAUUAUAAAGGGAAUCCAUUCAGAUUCAGAUGUUUCAAGUGUCGUUCAUGCUGAUGAAUUUGAGUACAAGGACCCA